UGUGAAUUUUUUGCGAUGUCUCUUAGAAAAGUAUUGUUUCUUACAAAAGCGAUAUGCCGUAGAGCGACUAAGCUACAAAACUUAAAUUUUUCUAGACAGAAGAUAUGGUUCCUCACUGCUAAUUCUGCAAGAUUUUAUUCUGCGGAAAAUAUAGGAAAGGAUGGUAAAGUUCCAGAUGGCAAACGUGUUGAUGCUCCAUGUGACUCUGUUCCGGAUGUCAAAUCACAGGAGAAAACAGAUAUCUUAGGACGAUUCUUUCCUCAAGCACAGUUGAAUGCUCAAGAUGCUAAUGAAAUUAAAAAGGAACAGGAACGGUUUGAGAAGGAAAAAAAAGAGAAGUCAGAAGAAAAUGAAAAAAGUUGGAAAAGGAUGAAAAUUGGGUUUGCAGUAUUUGGGGGAGCAUUGACAGUGAUGGGGGGUUGUAUGGUUAUGGAGAUGGGUGCCCCAAGACGUGAUGAGAAUGGUGCUAUAAUUGAGGAUGAGUUUUCCCCCAUGCCAAUUGUACUACAAUAUCUGAGACGGACCUGGAAAGAGCUCACUUUUUAUGAAAAGAUGAUCAAAGAACCAUCUCGUGAAAAGUUGCUGCCUGACCCUCUUCCAGCACCAUACCAACCAACAUACACAUUAGUGUUAGAGUUUACUGAUAUUUUAGUACAUCCAGAUUGGUCCUAUCAGACUGGAUGGAGGUUUAAGAAACGUCCAGGAGUAGACCAGUUUUUACAACAAGUGGCAAAUUCUGAUUAUGAGGUGGUGAUCUUCACAUCAGAAAAUGCCUUCAUGAUAUGGCCAGUGAUAGACAAAUUGGAUCCUGAGAACAAAUUUAUAGCUUACAGAUUAUUCAGGGACUCAACACACUUCAUUGAUGGUGUGCAUGUCAAGAAUUUGGAUGGAUUAAAUAGAGAUCUGUCAAAGGUGAUAGUAGUAGAUUGGAACAAGCAGGCGACGAAAUUUCACCCACAAAACGCGCUCAUAUUGAAGAAAUGGAAGGGCGCUGACGACGAUACGGCACUGUUGGACCUCGCCAAUUUAUUACAGACGAUAGCGAUGUCAAACGUAUUAGAUGUGCGUGAAGUUCUUACAUACUACAGCCAGUUUGACGACCCCAUAGCAGCGUUCCGCGAGAACCAACGGAAACUUAUGGAGCAAAUGGAAGAGAAGGAGAAAGAGAACAAAACUAACAACCCUCCGAUCGCCAGCAGCUGGAUCCGCAGCUUUACAAGACGUUAGCAUCGUGAGUGGUUCACACGAGAACUCACAAUUUUAUAAAAAGGGUUAAAAUCAGCAUGGUCACCAGAGGGCAAUACUCGCUAACUACUCGUAUAUUGUGAAUUAUGGCGGGUAAAAGCAUGUAUAAGGACAAACAGAUGUCGCUUUUGAAAUGUCUAUGUGUUGUAGUUACAAUUCAAUUAGAUAGAUGUUGUAGUUACAACUCAAUUAGGUAGAUGAACUGAUACAAUUCCUGUUUGCGAUUUCUAGAUGGAGCCAUUUAAUAUUGUUAGUAGUUAGUAUCACGCCCUUUGGUGCUUCUCGUUUUUAGCUCUUGGUGACAACAGUUAUCGAGACUUACGCUGGAUCAGAGCAAAUAUCUUAACAAAACUAAGUAGGUGUACGAAUAUGUGGCGCGCUUGGAAAUCUAUGAAUUUAUCUUGUAUUAUUUGAUAAUAUGGUUUAAGAUAUUUGCACAGAUCUAUGUAGAGAUAAGGGAUAGAUCAUAUUUGUCGGUAUUGCCUUUAUUUAACAUUUAGUAUAGACGUCAUGCUGACAAAAGACAAUAUUGGUCAUCCCUAAUUAUUUCUGAUAGCGUUACAGCUAAAUAGAAAAUUUAUUGUAAAGAUCUUGUAGACAACAAUAGUGUAAUAAACUCGAUAGAACCAAUAAUUAAUUUCUAGGCAUUAUAUGUAUUUCAAUUGAAACUUUAAACAUUAUGAAUUCUAUGAAAUCUGCUCGUAGUAGUCACUAUUCACUAUAUUUUCGAAUUCUAUUUAGCCAUGUUUUAAUUUUCUUCAUCUUUUGUUUAUCGAAGUACUCGUUUUUUAUUACUGUUUUCCUGUAGUAAAACAUUCUUAUAUUUUAAUUAAAACCCAAAAUUGCUGCUCAUGCAUUGUCACUGUGGACUUUCAGAGUUUUGUUUCUAACUGUCCAUUUACAGCUUGUUUUAUGAUAGUAUUUAGGUGAGGGAAAGAAAUAACAUCUAAAAGGCAUGAUGUUGACUAUCCUAAUGUGGUACUUUCAGUUUUUGUGGAGGACGAAGAUGAUGCGGAAGGAUAGAUAGGAACACCUGUUUACAUACUGUUAACUGUUAAUUUAAGAUUUUGUGUCUACCUUUCGCUCGCAUUUAUGUAAUAAUUUUUCAUGUUAUGACAUUGUGCUAUGGAACUUAUCACAUUUGCAACUAUAAAAUUUAUCAUUUGCUGAUUCUCAGUGUGUUAUGUUUGGAUGGUGUUUAAAAGCUGGCUGUAAUUUUGAA
Messenger RNA from Hyposmocoma kahamanoa, 2467 nucleotides. RefSeq names its product mitochondrial import inner membrane translocase subunit TIM50-C (gene ttm50). The transcript is spliced from 7 exons. Lineage: Eukaryota; Metazoa; Arthropoda; Insecta; Lepidoptera; Cosmopterigidae. Bases 16 to 1227 code for a protein of 403 amino acids. The record is from RefSeq and is a predicted model, not a curated record. Gene Ontology annotation, molecular function: phosphoprotein phosphatase activity.